This is a messenger RNA of Pestalotiopsis fici W106-1, 3024 nucleotides long. RefSeq lists its product as uncharacterized. Lineage: Eukaryota; Fungi; Ascomycota; Sordariomycetes; Amphisphaeriales; Sporocadaceae. The transcript has a single exon. The record is from RefSeq and is a predicted model, not a curated record. Bases 1 to 3024 code for a protein of 1007 amino acids.
AUGUCCGGCCGAAGCGCGUACGUGCGCAAGAAGAUCACGGAGACAAAAUCUAGCAGCGACAAGAAUCCUGGCCAUCCAAGCACAGCGGAUCUAAAGCACCCAGAUGUGUCAGGCUCACACAGCUUUGACUAUGGCGAAGGCUAUGUGGAAAACUAUAUGUCUCCUCCGGGAACAGGAUACGGCGCAAAUGGCGUGCGUUUUCUCAAGUUCUCAGAGUCGCCACAUCCUGACCUGAGCCACAAGAUCCCUAUAUCAACGACGGGCACCUGGAGCAGUGGCAGCCAGAGCGGCGGAAGUGAUGGAGGCAGACGAGACACUGGGGCAUUUCAACAGCAACAGCAACAUCAACAACAACAGCCUGUGCCCAUGGACAGCUUCGCCUAUGCUCGCGCUAGGAAACCCAUUAUCCAUACCGAGGACGUCUCUGGCAUUGAGCGCUCGGGCUUCAGGAGCGCGAUAGACAAGAGGAGUGACGAUGUAAGGAGAGGCAUCAGCAAGGCCUUCGGUUUCGGGAGGAGGUCCAAGAAGCAAGCCGAUGGCGAGCCACGCACUCACUCGUCGGCUGGCAUGUCGAUUGCGACUGAAUAUGGUGCCCACGAAUCCGAUGACAUGCCUCCCAUGCCACCCUUGACCCCAUCACAACUCGCGUCUUGGGAAUCCCAUGAUGUUGCCCACCCGCCAUCUUCCGAAAGCAGAGGACAGCCUCUUGUGCCUCCUCCGACGCCUCCAUCCACCAUUAAGCGCUGGAUCGGCGCCGGACGUCCAGUCCAGAAUGGAACUAGAUUGAGAAAGGAUCCCGAGUUGUGGGACCCCAACGGAGACGUCCUGGUCUACAUGGCGCCCCAUGGACAGACGCCGCAACCGCAGCCCCUGUUCCGGCUGUCUUCUCACAUCAUCGAAGCGACGGACAGUAGAUUUCUAAUUCAGUUGAUGCGACAAGGCGCUACGCAUGGCCAUGUUCCUAUUCCACCGUCGCCGGAUACCCCAUCCGGAUCGGCUCCCCAGAACUUUGGCAGCCACUCCGAGUCUUGGCACAUGGGAAGGGGACAUCAUGGCGACGGCAUGGAUGAUGCCGAAGGCAAUGACCAGAUUGCCUACGAGAUGUACUUUCCGGCACCUUCAGAGCUCAGCAAGUCUGAAGCCCAUCGCCACAACAUCACGACCCGGAACGUCUUGGCCCUUCUCUAUCAUGCCUCACUGGUUGGCGUGACAUUACACCAAGCUCUUUCAGACUUGUACUCGCGGCUUGAAACAUACAUGCCGCCAGAUGUCGACAACAUUGGCAUCAUACUCAAUUAUCUCUCUGCACGGGCGAUUGAUGACUGCCGCAACGACCCGGAGACGGCCAUUUCACUUCUUGCCUGGUCUGAGUCGCAGACGAUACGCUGGGAGGAAGGGUGGCGCGAGGCAUUUCUGCACUCUGUUGGCAUGUACCCAAGAUUGCAUGACUGUGCAGACUAUAGGCUUGUCACGCCAAUCUCACGCGCGCUGCUAGAGCGUGCUUCCCUCGAGACGCAACUGCGUGUCCAGGCCGCCGAGGAGCGAUUGGCCGACUUUUCCUAUGGCGAUAUCUGGCCUCAGGGAGGACUAAUUGCCAACAGCCAUGCCAAGGCAGCGAGUGACCGGUUGCGCAAGUUUUUCAUAUCACACUAUUCCUCGUACUAUGGUGAAUGGCCGCCGCCGCCGUCUGCAACAGAUGACCAUUCGGGCGAUGGGGAAGACAUUUGGCUUACGAGAAACGUGGCACAAAAGCUCCAGAAGGACUUUGGUGCACUUUACGAUUAUCUAGUGAACCGCGACAUCACUUGGGACGAGUCGGAAACCCGAAGCAGCAGAAAGUGGGAGAUGGUGUCUGAGAGCGGCAACAAGGCCUUUGACGCUGACACUGUUGAUUUGCCCAUGACCGACCUGCUCAUUGAAUGGGACAACCGGUCCAAGUUCCCUCAUAUACCACAUCCAUAUCCCUUGGUGCCCGACUCGUUCCCUCCGACGAAUGCACCCGUGGGCUUGCGGGACAGAGCCAAGAGGGACAAGCACAAGGGGACCGAAGACCGCGCCGUGGAACGGCGCAUCCACUUGGCCUACACUGAAGCGACGAAUAUAUAUAUCCUUGGUUCCGACUUUCAGCAGUCUGGACUUAUUGAUAGCUUUGUCAAGUUUGAAAAGUCGGAUCAUAUUGGAAUGCUAGAUCCCAUGGUCGGUCGCCGCGGUCGCUGGGUGUUGAUCUACGGUAUUCUCCAGACUCUGGCCACCAUUUCUGUCGACGCUCCCUAUGUCCGCUACAAGAAGGAUGUGAAAUAUCACCUGUGUCCGCGAUUAAAAGGGGUGAGACUUCCACCGUGGAGAGGCGUCGCCAAUAUCAGUACCGAGCCCGCCCACGAGCUGUCGCAUUGCUGGACUACAGCACAAACCUGGAAUGAUAGCAGCGACCAGGAAGCAGCCGACGAACUGAGCCCCAUCACAAUGAUGAUGAGCGCCCAAGGCCACCAAUUCCCAAACCCCCCGCCGAGUGUGGCUCGUUCGAGCACGUCGGGGUGGCAGGCCUCGAUGCCACCGAGCGGUCGCUCGAGCGCCUUGGGCACUUCUUCGGCCGUGAGUGUCAUGUCCGACGAUGCGCGCAGCUUUCGCACUGUCGCAACGUCCAUUUACCGGGCCCCGAGUCACGACCGGACAAGGAACAGCAAGUCUGCUGCCACGCCUGCAUCGCCAACAUCGGCAGAAGGUGAAGCUGUCAGGCCGCGCGCUUGGUCGCACCGCUCGCGGAGUAUAAGUGCAGCACGCAGCGCCGCCGAGGUGGCGGCCAUGUCAGUAAAACCGCUACCGCCCUUGGCCGACCAUGUCACUGCCAAUGCACCAAGCGGCGGGGGCUUUCUCGAUCUCGAAGAGAGUCCCCCUCCAGUUUCUCGGAAGAAGACCAACAGCCGCUCCGUAACUCCGAGGGAAAGGCGGGUGGAUGCGGCCGGUACCCCGCCGGUGAUAAGGGAUUUCGACGAGCUCCACGUCGAUGACAAUGAGAUACCGUGA